Molecule: messenger RNA, 705 nt
Organism: Daldinia decipiens
Lineage: Eukaryota; Fungi; Ascomycota; Sordariomycetes; Xylariales; Hypoxylaceae
Product: Pcc1-domain-containing protein
Exons: 3
Coding region: 239-571 (110 amino acids)
Cellular component (GO): EKC/KEOPS complex
Source: RefSeq, a predicted model, not a curated record
CUUAUCGUGUUUUGUGGAACAUUUCAACCUAAGAAGAAACCUGGUUUGCCUACCCCUCCUGCCCUCCCUGUGUUCCCCGCUACGGCUCACAACUGUAACCUUAGGUACCUACCCGCCUAAGGUAACUAUUUCUAUUUGCUUAUUGCGCAAUCAACAUUCCAAGCUCCAAGCCUCUUAGCCAUUAAUCCACCCACCCCCGGACUCUAUUCACCUGGGAAAAGGCAUACGAGUAGUCACCAUGGCCUCAAUAGCAGAAAUACAAUAUCCAUGUGCACUGACGAUCGAGGUGCCAUUCCCUACACCAAGACUCGCAUCCAUUGCCCUAAAGGCACUACAAGUCGACAAAGAGCUGUCGCCUUUGGUAAAGCGGACCUUCUCCCUUGACCAGUCAGAUGAAGACACCAUCAAUGGGGACUCGGGCGGGAAUAUCUUACGAACCGAGUACAAAGCUACUACCAACAGGAUGCUUCGCGUAGCCGUCAACUCUUUCAUGGAUAGUUUAAGCUUAGUGGUCGAAGUCAUGCAAGAGCUCGACACGGAUGUACUAGCCACGGAAGACACCAAAGCGUGAAUGGACUUAGUGAAGGCAUAGCCCUUGUCACGGCGGAUGAGGGAUGCUGUCCCGCAACUCUUAAUUGGAAUGUAAAACAAGACCAGGGGUUUAUACGAUGAUUCAGAGCACGUGGAGGUAUUCUGUAAAGAAUU